Messenger RNA from Centruroides sculpturatus (bark scorpion), 884 nucleotides. RefSeq lists its product as uncharacterized. The transcript has a single exon. Bases 1 to 765 code for a protein of 254 amino acids. The record is from RefSeq and is a predicted model, not a curated record. NCBI's taxonomy places the organism in Eukaryota, Metazoa, Arthropoda, Arachnida, Scorpiones, Buthidae.
AUGCCUGAAAAUCUCAGAAAAUCUUUUUAUAGUGAAGAAGACUCAAGAAAGAUUAGACAGCAGGAAUUAGUGGUUCUUUGGACAUGUGAUAUAAAGGGCGAGGUGGCUACGAUGGAUAAUAUGAUUGAAAGAAGGUUGCGGCAUAAAUGCUCUCCUUAUCAAUAUGCAUUCGAAUAUGCAGCAGUUGGAGGUAAUAAAGUAGCAACAGAAUAUCUUUUACAAAGAUUGACUCCUGAAGAAAGAAAAAAGUCUUUAGUAAGAACUGCAGGAUAUAUAGCAGAGAGACAUUGCAGCUCUGCCAGCAUCUGUACUGAUCUUCCUAAAGAUUAUGCUGAUGUUUUAUGUUUUUUACUCUCACAAAUGGAUGAAGCGCAGCAAACAGAAGUAUUUGAAAGCUACCCUUAUAAAGUGUUAAAAUGUUUUUUGGGUUGGCCAUUGCAAAGUCUUUUUAUGGAAACAUCAAACCGUAUGUUGAAUUUUCUUUCCAAAGAGGAUUGCCAUUAUUUUUUGAGAGAAAUGGCUGAUAAAGUGAUAGAGGGCCAUAAAGAUUAUGAUUAUCAAAAGCUUUUUGGGGAAUUUUGGAGACAAAGCCCUACAGCCCAUAAAAGAUAUGUUAUAGAUAAGUGUGCUAGUGGGUCUCUAUUAUCAAAACUGUUUAAGAUUAAAGAUAAAAAAAAUAUCUCAUUAGUUUUGAAAGAUGCAACUCUUGCAGAAAAAAGAAAAUCAUUUUUUACCAUGAAGGUAAGGAUACCUGUGAAAGUUUAAUUUAUAGCAGUAAAUGGGAUUCACUAAAAUUCUUUCUUCAAGAGUGUAUAUCAUCCAAAAACAUAAUGAUUAAGUUCAAAGAAGAGUUCAAGGAGCGUAUAACACGCCGUUGCUCAGAA